AUGAACCUUGAUACUGUUGAAUUAGAAUCUCAAUUGGUUCCUGGAAUCAAUCCAGAUGAAGUGUUGCAUACUCCAUUGCCACAGGCAAACCUUACGCAAAAGGCCAGUGUUUUAAAUUAUCAUAAUUAUCAACUUACAGUCAAUAGUAAACACAAACAAUCCGACACUAUUAAGUACUUCACCAAAUUCAAACAAUUUUCCAUUUCAAGAUCGUCACUUAAUAGAUGGAUUUCGAAUGAAGCUAAGAUCAGGGAAGAUGCGCUUAAAUUAUCCAGUAAGUCUAGAUCACUCACAAAAGUAAGGAAAAGUCAAAAGCCUUCAAUGGUUCAUAUUGCACAAUUUUUUGAAGAUAAUAAACAUAUUAUGAAAUGUUUGGAAAUGUAUUAUAUUCAAAAUUUGCUUGUCCAACCAAAUGACACUCCAUUGGACAAAGAGAUUGCUGGGAAAUUCAAUGAGUUUAAAAUAUUAUUUGGAGAACAUGAUUCAGUUGUCAAUGGGACUCUCAUUGAUAAUGAAUCAUGGCCACAAACGUUUAAAAAUAAUAUUAAAUAUCAAGUAGAUGCAAUUCAAGAUAAUCUUACUGAACAAGGAAUAAUUCACAAGGCUUCAAAGAUUUUGAUUCAAGAGAAAGAAAGAUUACAAAAGAUUUUUGCCAAUUAUGAUCAUAAUAACAUUUAUCAAUUUAAUGAUAUAAUAUUUGAUAUUGACACUUUAUAUGGACUUGCCGAGUUGAAUGGUUUAGAGAAUAUUGAUCCUAAUUUCAAUGAGAAUGAAUUUAUGAACGGUGAGAUUCGUAAAGAAGCAACAAUUUCUCUUGGAGUUAUUGGAAAUGUUACUGGCACAGAUUUCCCAUCCCCAUUGAUUAUUACUAAUUUGAUAGGGAAUUCUGUUGGGAAUAAUUCCCAAAAUAUUAAUGAGUUCUACUAUGAUCCUGAAGGAUUAAACCGUAGAGAAAUUUUCAGGGAAUAUUUACAUAAAUGGGAUACAAAGUUAUCUUCUGAAAACCGCCAAGUUGCGCUUUUAUUAGAUACUCAUUGGAGUCACCUAGGACUAGGAGAAUAUCGGUUGCAGAGAUUCCAUAGUAUUAAAUUGGUAUUUAUAAGUUCGAGAUAUGAUCAAACCACGUCGUAUUAUCAUAGACUGCAAUUAAGGUUGCCAUUUUCCAUAGGAUUUGAAAGACUUUUGAAAUAUCAAUUAAAGAUGAGAUUAUUUAAUAAGUUUUAUAAAGACACAAGAGUUGUUUCAAGCAGAAUUGAAGCAUUCAAUGAUGCAAUUGGAAUAAUAAACAAUUUUAAAAUCAAUUAUGAUUUAUUAAUUGAUAGUAUUAAAAAUGAUAAAGUUUUAGGGGUAUUUUAUCGACUUGGAUUUGAUGGAUCAAGAUUAUUUGAACCGUUAUACCCAAAUAAUAGUACUAAUAAUGCUAAUAGAGACAAUCCUAAUAUAUCGCCACACUUGGAGGACCCGACCCAAUUUCAACAUGAAUAUCAAAGACAAGCAGGCAUGCCAGAAAAUGAUGAUAUGGAAGAUCCUAGAUCAAGGAAUUUGUAUGGAAGAUUAACUACAUUUGUUAGACCAUUAAUUCCUGAAGAAUUGAAAUCAAAAUUACAAUUUUCAGAUACUACUAGGAAACUUAUUAUUAAAAGUUAUGAACAAGAACUUUAUCAAUUUGUUAAAAAUAUCACCAGAGCUACGAUUAAACUUAAUCCAAAGCAAGAAUUUGAUAGCUCUCAAUUACAAGCGAAUCUUUUAAGAGAAUUUACUAAGGGUAAAAACGAAAGGAAACACAAUAAAAAGUAUUCAGUUCAUGCUAUUGUUGAAUAUGUUAGAUCAACUAUGAGAUAUGAACAACAUCAAGUACAAAUUCGAGAAAUUUAUAAACAUGAACCAAAUGAUAUUUUGAAGAGAGAUAUAGAGAUUGAUAGAAGACUUUUGAAUGAAGUGCAACCAUUUUUAUACAAGGCAGUUAUGAGAGGAAAUUCAAAUGAACUGAAUACUUCAAUUUCUGAGAAUACAUUUCAAUUGUUUAAUAGAUUUUAUGCCUCAUAUGUCAAUGAUACUGCUAUAAUUAACACGAAACAGAAAUACACAGGAGCAUCCAGACGUCGUCGCAGUCCUUCCCCAAGACUACUUGAAGCUGAUUUAAGUAAUCAAGCAUCUAAAAGAUUGAAGCUGAACAAAUAUAUUACCGAGAGUGAUAAGAGUGAGGAUGAACGUGACAUUCAACAUUCGGAGAUAACGUUUUCGCCACCACCACCCACUGAGCAUUUAAUUGACAGAAAUAAUUUAGUUACACCUACAGAAGCAGAAACUGCAGCAGCAGCAGCUGCUGCACAAGCAGUUGACGAUGCCAAUAAAUUUGUAACCACAUUCAGUCUGGAUUCAGAAGAAGAAUACUCGAUGAUUCCGGAACAGAAGAUUUAG
Molecule: messenger RNA, 2421 nt
Organism: [Candida] anglica
Lineage: Eukaryota; Fungi; Ascomycota; Pichiomycetes; Serinales; Debaryomycetaceae
Source: the annotation of a GenBank genome assembly